Messenger RNA from Linum tenue, 1620 nucleotides. Lineage: Eukaryota; Viridiplantae; Streptophyta; Magnoliopsida; Malpighiales; Linaceae. The record is from the annotation of a GenBank genome assembly.
AUGCGCCUCGAUAAUUCCGAUGAAGACAAUUUCGCUGAAUUGAUCUACAUCAGCAGCGACGACGAGUUGGACACCGAAAAAGACGCCAUAGAAUCCGACGAUGAAGCCGAAUUCGACAGCAACAAUGCCGCGGCCGGUCUCUUGGACGAUCUCGAAACCGUUCCGCCGCCAGAGCUGUCUUACUCCGUCUUGACAGAAUCCGACAUCCGCCGCCGCAUCGACGACGACAUCAACCAGCUCUCCGCCGUUCUCUGCCUGCCGAAAUCCGAUACAACCCUAAUUCUCCGCCAUUUCGAUUGGGACGCGAGCAAGGUCGAGGACUCGUGGUUCGCCGAUGAAUCCGAAAUCCGCCGGCAAGUCGGCCUCCCGGUAGCAACUCAACAGGUAACAUCUCUUCGACCCGAUCAUCGCACUCUCACCUGCAGUAUCUGUUUCGAAUCGCACCGCUUAUCGUCCUUCAGCUCCGCCCCAUGCGGCCACCAAUUCUGCCGCUGGUGCUGGCGGAAUUACAUCGCGGCGAGCGUCAACGACGGGCCCAGCUCCCUGAAAUUGAAAUGCCCUGAACCUUCCUGCAAAGUUCUCGCAGGCGACGAUCUGAUCAACAAAAUCGCAGACGAAAAGGUGCGGACAAAGUAUUCCAAUUUCGCCCUUAGGUCUUUUGUAGAGAACAGCAGGAGAAGGAAGUGGUGCCCUGCUCCCAACUGCCAACACGCCGUGGAAUUCACGCCGUCGGGGGAUCUAAACUACGACGUUUCGUGCCUCUGCUCGCACAGUUUCUGCUGGAACUGCACCGAGGACAAGCACCGCCCUGUGGACUGCGAGACAGUGAAGAACUGGUCACUGAAGAACGCCUCCGAAUCUCAAAACGAGAUGUGGAAGAAAGUGAACACGAAACCAUGCCCGAAAUGCGGCAGGGCGAUCGAGAAGAACAAAGGCUGUAUGCACAUGACCUGUGCAGCUCCAUGCCGGCACCACUUCUGUUGGGUAUGCCUGGGGCCGUUGGGCGUCAGCCACACGUCCUGCAAUGGGUACAAUGAUGAUGGUAGCAAAGAUGGAUUGCAGUCACUGAGGGCAGAAGUGAAGAGGUACCAGCACUACUACGAACGGUGGGCGGAGAACGAGAAGUCGAGGCAGAUUGCGGUGAACGAUUUGAAGAAUGUGAGGACGAAUGUGGUUUCGGAGAUUGCAGGAGCCCUUGGUUUGAAUGUGAGCCAGCUAGAUUUCUUGAUUGAAGCUUGGGAGCAGAUUGUGGAGUGCAGGAGGGUCUUGAAGUGGACUUAUGCGUACGGGUAUUACUUGCCCGUUGGUGAAGCUGCGAAGAAGCAGUUCUUCGAGUACCUGCAAGGGCAGGCCGAGACUUGUUUGGAGAGGCUUCAUGAUUGUGCAGAGAAGGAAAUGAGGAAGUUUGUGCUUGAAGAAAGCUGCAUGCAUGAGUAUGUUGCCUUCCAGAAGAAGCUGAAUGAGCUGACGAAGUUGAGCAAGACGUACUUUGAGAAUUUGGUUCGAGCAUUGGAGAAUGGACUGUCUGAGGUUGAGGCCCCUAUUGAAGGGAAGAGACGGAAGAUGGAGAACUGUGAUAAGACCAGUAUGAAUAAGAAGAGACAGAGGAAGGUUGGAUGA